This is a messenger RNA of Puccinia triticina, 1293 nucleotides long. RefSeq lists its product as uncharacterized. The record is from RefSeq and is a predicted model, not a curated record. NCBI's taxonomy places the organism in Eukaryota, Fungi, Basidiomycota, Pucciniomycetes, Pucciniales, Pucciniaceae. Gene Ontology annotation, biological process: rRNA processing; ribosomal large subunit assembly. The transcript has 2 exons. Gene Ontology annotation, cellular component: nucleolus. Gene Ontology annotation, molecular function: 5S rRNA binding. Bases 1 to 1293 code for a protein of 430 amino acids.
AUGCCGCCCACCAAGUCAAAGUCAAAGUACUCACGAACAGACCCGAGUGUCAUUGCCUCAUCGGUCUUCGAGGUCGACACCAGCGGCUCAGCUGCCAUCCGACACUCCGUCCUCCAUGGCGCAUUUGCUUCGAGGGCUCGCAAGGGUGUCCAACGCACCUUACGAGUCGACCAGAUCCUCAGCGAGACGGCUAGUCAUGGACCUCCGCCUGUUGCCGGUCGAGUUCGUGGUGCUACUCGUGACGUGGCUAAGGCGAAGUUCCUGACGGCAACUGAGAAGAAGCGGCUCGAGCAGAUGGUCAUCCGAAGGAAACACGAUAGCGGAAUCAACAGCAUCGAUCCCGUCAAGCGUAAUGGCACGGCUGUUGCCGUCAAACCGCCUCAAGCCCCUGAGCAAGAUAUCUGGACUGCCCCUCCUUCAAAGCCUACCACCCCUACCAUCACUACCAAGACCGUAACCCCCAUCAAGCCCCCAUCUAGUCUCAAGCCCAACGAAACCUUAACCGAAGUCGUUAACUCCGUCCCUGCCUCCGGCCUAAUGCCUAUCCCCCUCCCCCAUCCUGGCCAGAGUUAUAACCCGGCUUUGAGCGACCACCAAGCCAUCCUUCGACAGACGCUGGAAAAACUCGAAGAAGAACAGCAGGAAGUUGACCGAGCCUUAGAAGUCAAGCAGCGUGUCAACAAGGGACUGAAACUCACUCAGGCCAAAUCCCCCUGGGAGAUCUGUGAGGAAGCUGUUGGCGAUGGCGAAUCUGAUGGCGAACAGCCUAACCCUGCCGAAGGCUCGUCUCCCAAAGCCACCAAGAAGAAAAUACCAAAAAAGAAAACUAAGGCUCAACGUCGAAGACAGGAAAAGGAACGAGAGCUGAUGCGAAUGCACAUUCUACGGAAAGAGGCUAAACGAGUGGCGCAUACGUUACACGAGCUACCGAAGUUAGUCCGAGGCUUGACUGUGGCCGAACGAGAAGCUCGACAGGCCAGGAUGGAACGGAAAGCUAAGCGGGCGGCUCUGGUGGCCGAGUACGGACUACGGGCGGUGCGAGGAGGGAAGCCGAAAGGACUGCAGUCGGUCGAGGACCGUCACGAGUAUCAGCUCACCGAGGACCUUACCGAAUCCGGACUCAGAGGGCUCAAACCCGAGGGCAACCUUUGGAGAGACUGGGCUCAAUCUAAUACUCGAAGAGGCAAACUCGACUCAAGACCUAAGAUUGGCUUGGUUAAAGGCCAACGGUUCCAGAAGGGUCGAAUGUUUAAAGAGGUCGAAAAACACGCGUGGAAAAACUUCGAAGCCUGA